Molecule: messenger RNA, 926 nt
Organism: Puccinia graminis f. sp. tritici CRL 75-36-700-3
Lineage: Eukaryota; Fungi; Basidiomycota; Pucciniomycetes; Pucciniales; Pucciniaceae
Exons: 4
Coding region: 1-636 (211 amino acids)
Source: RefSeq, a predicted model, not a curated record
AUGUUUUGUUACAAGUCUCAUGACUCGGCAGUGGCUACCGCACCGUGUCCACCGAGCCUCGUCGGCCUAUGUAAAAACAAGUCGCAUCGCAUGUUGCAGGACGCUAAAAGCCCCCGAACGGUACAAAUUGCGCCCGGAAUCGGGAUCCAUCAUAUCUUCAUCGUUCCGGGCUACCAAUUGGACAACCAACGCGCUCCCUUCUGCAGCUUUGUCUUAGUCGAUCGAUCAGUUUCCGACUCACUGCGUCUCAUCCUUCGCGUCUUGAUCAUCACUUUGAUGGUACAUCAAAUAAUAGGUCCAAAGAUAUUUCCCGUGAUCUUUGACAAACUUUCACAAUAUAUCGCGCUUCCUGCGAAGUUUGACGUUAAAGAACAACAAGAGGUCCAUUUCCGCAUACAUUUUCGUCUAAUCCUGGUAGUACACCCUCUGGACAGAAGUUGGGUAUUUCAAAACCGUUCUUCAGGAGUCGUAUCCUUCAAAGUGCGACAGAAAAACAAUGAUCAGGUCCAAGAAUUCGCCGCCAAAAUCCCGCCAGGCGGUCGUGAGACCUUACCAGAAGGCGAAUUUUGCAUCUUUCAAGCUCUUGAAGUUAAAAUCACUUCCAUUUCGGACCCCAAGGUCCAUCCCCAACCCUAGCCUCCCUCAAUGAACUACAGAGAGGCUGUGCUAUUCUUUCUUAAUCCAACCUAUCUUGGAGGCUUCAAAUUUAAAGAACCAAGAGCUCAAAAUUCAAAUCAUUUGCUACCACAAAUGAUCACCAGACACUAAUUUUUGUGGGGAAAAAGGAAACAAGGAAUCUAGUUAUGUUCAGGGGAGGACUUCCCAUCACAAUUUAGAAUGCUUUUUACACCUCUCUCAAUCCUAAACCAACAACACAAUUAAGAUUUCAACUGUCUCUCAUGACAACUAUUUCUAGAAGGCUUCAG